Molecule: messenger RNA, 5396 nt
Organism: Archocentrus centrarchus (flier cichlid)
Lineage: Eukaryota; Metazoa; Chordata; Actinopteri; Cichliformes; Cichlidae
Product: sodium-driven chloride bicarbonate exchanger-like
Exons: 27
Coding region: 219-3506 (1095 amino acids)
Biological process (GO): transmembrane transport; regulation of intracellular pH; monoatomic anion transport
Cellular component (GO): plasma membrane; basolateral plasma membrane
Molecular function (GO): monoatomic anion transmembrane transporter activity; sodium:bicarbonate symporter activity; solute:inorganic anion antiporter activity
Source: RefSeq, a predicted model, not a curated record
AAUGGGAAGCACUACCUCCCUCCUUCAUGCGUAAAUUAUGUAGGGCAGGACGGCAAUGCUUUGCUACCUCCAUUUGAGCAAACCCGACCGGUGAAUGUGUGGGGAAACGAGAAAUCAAAUAAUCAACAAUAAAAGCCACCCUCGUUUUCAAGGCGCAUUUGACAGAGGCGGAGUAGCGCAUCACGACUUGCCUGCUGUGAAGCCAAGGAUAAGAAAAGAUGGACAUCACGGAUCAAGGAGCUCAAAUGGAGCCGCUCUUGCCAACGGAACAAAGUUCCCAGGAAACUAAAGAAGUGAGAACUGAUGAGGAGGCAGUGGUGGACCGCGGCGGCACGCGUUCCAUGCUCACCACCAACUUUGAGAAGGAAGAACUAGAAGGUCACCGCACUCUCUACAUUGGGGUUCACGUUCCUCUGGGCAGGAGGUCGCACCGACGACACCGUCACCAUGGACACAGACACAGGAAGAGGUCCAAGGAGAGGGAUUCCACUGCUGAGGACGGACGAGAAUCCCCAUCGCACACAGACACACCAGCUCAGAGGGUGCAGUUUCUGUUGGGGACUGAGGAUGGCGAUGAGGAACACAUCCCCCAUGCCCUGUUCACUGAGCUGGACGAAAUCUGCCUCAGGGAGGGUGAGGAUGCUGAAUGGAAGGAGACAGCCAGGUGGCUUAAAUUUGAGGAAGACGUUGAGGAUGGUGGAGAGCGGUGGAGUAAACCCUAUGUAGCCACUCUGUCUCUACACAGUCUUUUUGAGCUCCGCAGCUGCAUCAUGAAUGGCACUGUGAUGCUGGACAUGAGGGCCAACUCCCUAGAAGAGAUUGCAGACAUGGUUCUGGAUCAGUAUGAGGCAUCUGGCCCUGUAGGUGAGGAUGCCAGGAAAAGGAUCCGUGAGGCCCUUCUCAAGCAACACCAUCACCAAAACCACAAGAAACUGGCCAACCGCAUCCCUAUUGUACGCUCCUUUGCUGAUAUUGGCAAGAAGCAGUCUGAGCCUCAUUCCAUGGACAAGAAUGGCCAAACAGUCUCACCUCAGUCCCAGCCAGCCAACAAUGAGGUCAAACAGGAUGUCAGCCGAGAAAACAGCGCUGUUGACUUCAGCAAGAUUGACCUCCACUUCAUGAAGAAGAUUCCACCUGGUGCUGAGGCAUCCAAUGUGCUGGUAGGGGAGCUAGAUUUCCUGGAGCGCCCUGUGGUGGCCUUUGUCCGCCUAGCUCCAGCUGUACUGCUUAAUGGCCUGGCUGAAGUUCCCAUCACCACCAGGUUUCUUUUCAUCCUGCUCGGUCCUCUGGGAAAAGGUCCACAGUAUCAUGAAAUUGGACGGUCUAUUGCAACACUGAUGACUGAUGAGAUUUUCCAUGAUGUUGCUUACAAGGCCAAAGACAGGAAUGACUUGGUGGCAGGCAUCGACGAGUUUCUGGAUCAGGUGACAGUGUUACCCCCAGGAGAGUGGGACCCCUCCAUCAGAAUAGAGCCUCCUAAAAAUGUGCCAUCUCAGGAAAAGCGGAAGAUUCCCCCUGUUCCUAACGGAGUAACAGAUCUUGGAGAGUCUGAGGAGCAUGGAGGGCAUGGAGGCCCCGAGCUCCAGCGCACUGGGAAGUUGUUUGGUGGGUUGAUCUUGGAUGUCAAAAGAAAGGCUCCUCACUACCUUUCUGACUACACAGACGCUGUCAGUCUGCAGUGUCUGGCCUCAUUUCUCUUCCUCUACUGCGCCUGCAUGUCACCCGUGAUCACUUUUGGAGGACUCCUGGGUGAGGCUACAGAGGGGCGUGUGAGUGCUAUCGAGUCCUUAUUUGGGGCUUCCAUGACUGGAAUAGCCUACUCUCUUUUUGCUGGUCAGCCUCUCACCAUACUGGGCAGCACAGGGCCUGUUCUUGUCUUUGAGAAGAUCCUCUUUAAGUUCUGCAAGGAAUAUGGCCUCUCCUACCUCUCCCUGAGGGCCUGUAUUGGCCUGUGGACGGCCUUCUUCUGUCUAUUGCUGGUGGCCACGGAUGCCAGCUCGCUUGUCUGUUACAUCACACGCUUCACUGAGGAAGCUUUUGCUGCUCUGAUCUGCAUUAUCUUCAUCUAUGAGGCCCUGGAAAAGCUAUUUCACCUGGGGGUGCACUAUCCCAUCAACAAGAACAACAACCUCCAGAAGCUCACAAUGUACUCAUGUUCUUGUGUGGAGCCCAGGGACCCCAGCAAUGAGACUCUGCACUUCUGGGAAGAGAGAAACAUCACAGCCUCUCAGGUCAACUGGACCAUGCUGGAGGUCAAGGAGUGCGAGAUGUUGCACGGAGAGUUUGAGGGCAGCGCCUGUGGUUCCCAUGGCCCCUACAUUCCUGACGUCCUCUUCUGGUGCGUGGUCCUGUUCUUCUCCACUGUCUUUAUGUCUGCCUUUCUCAAGGAGUUCAAGACAAGCCGCUACUUCCCCACAAAGGUGCGGUCCAUCAUCAGCGACUUUGCCGUCUUCAUCACCAUCCUCAGUAUGGUGUUCAUCGAUUAUGCUGUGGGGAUCCCCUCACCUAAAUUACAGGUCCCCAAUAAGUUCAAACCAACCAGGGAUGACCGUGGCUGGCUUAUAAACCCUGUGGGGCCCAACCCCUGGUGGACCACGAUCAUCACCUUCAUUCCUUCUCUGCUCUGCACCAUUCUCAUCUUUAUGGACCAGCAGAUCACAGCCGUUAUCAUCAACAGGAAGGAACACAAACUAAAGAAAGGUUGUGGCUAUCACCUGGAUCUGUUUGUGGUCGGGGUGAUGCUUGGUGUGUGCUCAGUAAUGGGCUUGCCAUGGUUCGUAGCAGCCACUGUGCUCUCCAUCUCCCACGUGAAUAGCCUGAAGCUGGAAUCCGAGUGCUCAGCCCCUGGAGAGCAGCCCAAGUUCCUGGGCAUUCGAGAGCAGCGCUUCACUGGCCUCAUGAUCUUUACCCUGAUGGGAUGCUCUGUCUUCAUGACCUCCAUGCUGAAGUUUAUUCCCAUGCCUGUGUUAUAUGGAGUCUUUCUUUACAUGGGGGCUUCCUCGCUCAGAGGCAUUCAGUUCUUUGACCGUCUGAAACUGUUUGGCAUGCCCGCCAAACAUCAGCCAGACUUUAUCUACCUUCGUCAUGUCCCUCUGAGGAAGGUCCAUCUCUUUACUAUCAUCCAGCUCAGCUGCUUGGUCCUCCUCUGGAUCAUCAAGACCUCCAAAGCUGCCAUUGUUUUCCCCAUGAUGGUCUUGGCCCUAGUGUUUAUUCGCAAGUUGCUGGACUUUAUUUUCACCAAGAGAGACCUGAGCUGGCUGGAUGACCUGAUGCCAGAGUGGAAAAAGAAGAAACUAGAGGAUGCUGCACAAGAGGAGGAACACAGUAUUAUUGCAGAGGAGGAAGGCAUUGUACAAGUGCCACUUGAGGGACACUAUAAGAGUGACCCAGCCACAGUAAACAUCACUGAUGAAAUGUCCAAAGGGUCUUUUGGGAAUGUGUGGAAGAGUGUCAACCCUGCUGAGAGUGCUAAGAAGGAACCAAGCGCUAAAAGCUCCCCUUCCUAACCUCUCAGAAGCUGAUAUCCCAAAGUUCCAGAAGCAGCGAAAAGCGUCACAAACGGCGGAGGCAUGACAAGAGCUUGGACAGGGAGACAAGUUUGUGAUGACACAUACUGGCAAAACCACUGUGCUGUCAACCAGUAAAUCAACAAACAAGUAUACCGUGCCACACUCAGCCACCUUUGUACUGUGCUACACUGUGUUUUUUUGUCAUGUAAGUCUUUGUGUAAGUCGUGUAAAACAAAGAAUAUUUAUUAGAAACUGUAUUAACGAGAGGAAAGUGAGACACGCCUGUGUUCUUUUUUCUGUGUAUAUCAGUAUUUGGUGAUACCAGCAACAGAAGGAUGCCAGAAUCAUGACACCUACAGUAACUGCUGUGUCUAUGGGCCAAUUUAGGAACAAUUUUAAACAAUUUUUAAACUUUAUUUUAUUUGUAUUUUGUAUGUUUUUAUAUUUUUCCAACAACUACAUGUUGUCCUUUUAACAAGGCUACAGCAAACCACAAAAUAAUUGAUUCUAUGUGGAGCAUUUAAUGCUGCUAUUGUAUCUAGCGCCUCACAAUACAAUAGACUGAAAAAGUAGAUAUUUGCCAAUUUAAUCUAUAGUACUGGUAUCUAAAAGAGUUGGCUAUAUAGCAAAAAGUAAUUUUUUUGGAAGUAUUAAAUAUACAUUUUAUAUAUGAUAUAUAUCUUAAUGUUUUUGUGACGGUGACCACUCAUAUCUUUUCCAUUGCUGUUUCACAUAUAAAUUUCUCUCCUCUAGCAAAAAGCAUUUCCCCAGAAACUUAAAGAAAUAGUUUGACUUAGAAUUAGCUUUGUUGCUGAGAGUCGGAUGAAGGGACUGACCUAAAUAUGAAGCUAAAUCCAGCAUCUAGUUGACUUAGCUUAGCAUAGAUAGUGAAAAUAAUGAAACAGUUAUCAUGGUUCUGUUUAAAAAAUAACCAAAAAACAAAAAAAAAAGAUUGCUAACUCACAUUUUGCAUCUUACUUCUUAAUUUGUAUAUAAAUUAAAGUGUAAAAACAACACUUUUGGUUUUACUAUUCCUUGCUAGCAAUUGCGUCAUAUUAAUUGCUCACAGGAACAGUCAUCCAUCCUUUGAUCUAACUCUCAGAAACAAACAAAAAAAUAAAAUAAAAGUAUUUUCUCAUUUCUUUCAGUGAGAUUUUUUUGGGGGGGGGGCUUUUUUGCAAAAUCAUGUUUUCAAGCUAGCAUGGUAGUAUAGUUUGGGAACUUUUUACUGUCUUGCUAUUUGGCCUUGGCUUUUGCCUCAAAUUGGACAAUGCUGAACUUUUGAGUAACUGUACAGAAAGCUCCAUGUUUUCCACUUGCGUACUCUUUGCCAUCCUGUCAGUAAGUGUCAUCCAUGGACAUGUGAUCUCCUCUCCAAACGACCCUCAGUGUGUUACAUCUGAAGCUAAUUGUUUCUUUAAAAAAUAAAAAAAAAAACACCUGCAUGCCGGAGAAACACUGACUGUCUUGCUGCAGGACCAUGGUUCUAGAAAUGCAAUAAUACCUUUUUCUGGGAAGGGCAACAUGUAAUAACAGUAAAGAGUCUAAACAAUGUAUAAUACAUAGAAUAUUUUAUCCAUGUAAAAUGUAACUUAUAUAUUACUAGCAUUAAGUCAGUGUUGAAUUCUGAUUUUUCUUGUAGAUGUUAUUUUCCCAUUGUCUAACUGAUGGUUCUUAGUUGAUUAGAGAAACUAAUAAUGGGUCAAAAUUAUAUUGGUAUCAUUGACCACUUCUGUGUGGAAUUCUGCCUUAAAUUUGGUAGUACUAGCUGUAUACUUUCUGUUAGAUAAUUUAAGCCACCUGUAUAAAUAACAAUCAGCUCAUUCUUCACUUGUAAUUUGUUUCAUGAGAAUGAGAAAGAGAGAGAGAGAGUGCAAAUAAAGACAU